Dreissena polymorpha is the source of this 1313-nucleotide messenger RNA. Its product is annotated as FMRFamide receptor-like. Gene Ontology annotation, cellular component: membrane. Gene Ontology annotation, molecular function: G protein-coupled receptor activity. The coding region runs from base 140 to 1243 and encodes 367 amino acids. The transcript has 2 exons. Gene Ontology annotation, biological process: G protein-coupled receptor signaling pathway. Lineage: Eukaryota; Metazoa; Mollusca; Bivalvia; Myida; Dreissenidae. The record is from RefSeq and is a predicted model, not a curated record.
UGUAAGCCGUGUGGUAGACAUGCGAACUGGCGAAAUAUCUUCUGGCGGGUUCGUAGUUUACGCGUGUAGGUGAAUAUCAUUUUUUUCUUACAUGUGAUAGAGCAUUUAUCGUCAAGGGAGAGUGCUUUAAACCAACACCAUGGACGGUUUGGAGGUAGAUAAUAUCGCUAGCGUCACCAAUCUGAACAACACAGACAUUAACGCUCCUGUACAAGAAAAUUCGGAUGCGUCUCUUUUUGCUUAUCUAUUUGCUGGCAAGCUGAUCUGCAGUUUAGGUUCAGCCUUAAAUAUCAUAAACAUUUUAGUCCUUGCUCAGAAGGAGCUGAGUGAAUCACCUUACGUGUAUCUGUUGGCAUUAGCCGUUUCAGACUUGACAUUUCUGCUGCUGUCUUUGGUACACUUGAUAUCGUAUUCCAUUUCCAGAAGCUAUUACAUCGCUUUCUUCAACGCGUACAUUUUCUUCGUCAUUGGCAACAUAUGCUUUAACGCAAGCGUCUGGCUCAUCGUCUUCAUCACAAUCGAGCGACUGACCUUCGUAGUUCGACCGCUACAACCCAAACCAUCACGCAAGAAAGCUUUGAUAUCGAUUUCCGUCAUCGUAGCCUUAGCAACGCUCAUUAACAUACCUCGUGUUUUUUGUUUCCAGAUACAAGAACAAGACAACAUAUACUACCCUAACGGAACGGAUUUCAGGGAAAGCAAUACAUUUUUAUACCUUAGCUGGUUUCAUUCGGUCAUUAUCAACUUUAUCCCCAACAUUACUCUAAUUCUAACAAACUCGGUGCUAAUUUGGACGCUUAAACAGGCUGAACAUGACCGACUUGUGCUUAGGAGCAAUCAAGCCCAGGCGGCCAGUCGUGACCAAAGAAGGCUUACUAGAAUGUUGGUGGUGAUCGUUAUCGUAUUCUUCUUUUGCACCAUCCCUUCGGCGUUCUCGGACGAUCCCAUUUCGCACGCCCUCUUCGGAAAGGGAAAGACGUGGACGGAAUUCGUGAACUCCCAGGGGAACGUGACGUUGAUAUACGUGUCCAAUUUGCUUCUCUACACGAACUCGGCGAUGAAUUUCGUCCUCUACUGCGCGUUUAAUCGGAAAUUCAGGGAUGCCACGAAAGCAUUGUUUUGGACGAUCACGAAAAAUGUACGCCGUUCCGUUCGAAAUCAAACUCGAAAUUCGACCUCUGAAGUUUACAGUUCGGGGGAAAGAAGUCCACAAGUUUCAAACCGUAUUAAUACCAAACUGUAACAUAACGAUUCUAAUGAGUUAACAUAUUGUCAAAAUUAAGUUCAAAAUAAAAAGGCAUUUUAUGAUACAA